GUCUGUGGAGUUGCCUCACUUUGUGGAGGAUCGAGCGAUCGACUCCGAACCUGUUUAUAUUGCAAAUUCACACAGACUAUUCUCUCUCUAUUUGGGAUGCAAACGAUAUUCUAGUCAAUACCUAUGAACAAGCUUUUUUCACACAAAAGACGCAUAGCGACCCCAACUCGGUUCACCUCGUUUUUCUUGAUUGGUCUGCCAGCGAUCGCUAUCUCUAUUUUAUCGGAGACUGCGUUGGGUUUCUCAUCGACAUUUAUGGAAGCAAGAAGGAUGCGCGGAGUUUUACAUUUGAUCAACCCUUAAAUUCCUUUUCUGCUCAUCCGGAGGAAGAUAUGUUGUGCCUUGUGACUUGUCUUGACAAACUAAUCGAAGUCGAUAUCCAGAAAGACGCAACACGAACACUGCUCAACUACCGAGACAGAUUUCGCUCUGACACAACCCGAAGAACUUCCCUUCCUUCGUAUGCACAAUAUACUGGGUUUGACAAUCUAAUCUUGCUCUGUGUGCAGGGUUAUCUCUGCUUGGUAAACCAAAGCGGGGAGAUCAUUAGCGAGCGCCCGCUCAAGUUUUCGCCCCCCUUUCAGCAGCGAGUUUGCAUCAACCGCGAAGACCGCACCUGCAUUGUAGCGCGCCGUUCCGAGCUUUUAACCAUUUCAUUGCCCUCGAUGGAGAUUAUCUCGUCCUACCGCGAUUCCGUAAACGAUUCUCCCUGGAAGUGUGUGGAGAGUCUUCCCUCCCAGAAGCUCGUAAUGGCGAUGCCAGAGAACUACGUGCUCGAUGGUCCUGUGUUUUACAUCAUGCCUCCUGAGAACGGAGUGGACGUGGUGAUCUACCGAGAGCCCAAGCAGCGCAUGGCGUGGGGUCUGCUUCAUCCCUCGGGAAACAGCAUUCUCUUCUGCACGGACCAGCGCGAAUUGCUGCUGUAUCGCAACGAGGAUCGCACGAUUCAUUGGAACGUAGAUGAGCGGCAAGCAGCCUCCUUUCUAGGGUCCCAUGUAUCCUUAUCAUUUCACGUACCUCAAGAAAAACGAGCAGGGACCGUCCACGAUGGAGCCUUCUUUCGAAGCGGACUAUUUCCCGAUCAGUGAUCGCGGCAUUGAGUUCAUGCAGUGUGAGGUCCUGGGUCCAGUCCGGAAAUCGGAAGGAACCGAGGAUUCGAAUGGAGUGCUGGGAUCGAAGAGGACAAAGAGGGAUGAUCGUAUCGACAAGGCAAGCGAACUUCAUCCAAUCGACUUGUUCUGUGACUGUCCAGAGAAACCGCAAGUUUUCUAUAUGCACCUCGUAGCGGAGGAUCCAGAGCGCGCGGUGCUGCAUCAUGAGAACAUGCUCCCUGAUCCCCUUGAUGAUAUUUACAAUCGUGUGUAAAGUGGUUUGUUGAAAUACCUGUUAAAAAGGCAGUAUACAAGCACGCAUAGCCUAAUUGGAUAAGGCGCUUGCCUACGGAGCAAGAGAUUGUGGGUUCAAGUCCCACUGUGUGCUUUCUUUUUUGCUUUUAUUCCUUUCCAACGACGAUUCUUCGAAUCCCACUUUUAUAUUCCACCCUUCCUCCUAUUCCGGUUUCGGCCUCGUUUCGCCCAGUAGAUCGCUGUAUAGAAUUGAUCACCUUCUUUUUCAAACAAUUCGUUCUUAUCUUUUCUUUUUCCCCGCUUGAGUGUUUGCCAUUUCAACUUUUCCUUUCCUGUUGAAGUAGCCUCCGUUUUCCUGACUUAAGCCAAUGAAACCAGAUAAGGCGUUUCGAAGUAAUCAGCAAGUGCUUAGAAGAUCGAUAAACAAGAGGAAUGCUAUAACGAAGCAUUCGAGUUUGAAAUCAGAAAAAUCGACUCCAGCACCAAAGAACGAUCGAUUCAAAAGAAGACUCGAUAUCAAUCAAGCGAUUAUUGAGGCGUUGGAUGACUAUACAGCGGAACAUGUCGAUGAGUAUUCAAGGUAUCAAAAAGAGCUUCUUCCUUCGCCUCCAAUUUACGAGAAGAAGUCAUCCAACACAGAGAAGCUGUCUUCCCAAAAGAAAACGAAAAGGAAUCACAGUUUUGAUAUUCAGACUCACAAAUCUCCUGUUCUGAGUGCAAAAAAGGCACCACCAGUUCAUGACGAGCUUCCGCCGCUGGAACCUUUGAGUUUGCGUGUAACAGUCGGUAAUCUGUGUGUGAGGAAUAGAGGAAGAUUUUGUGAAUCAAGCAAAAACGCUCUACCGCAAUCUAUUCAAGGGCGGCUCGACGCUUCCUACGAAGUCCCUAUUCUCUGCAGAGCAGGAAAAAGAGCUCAAGCAACUCUUGCUCAAGAUUGUUCGUUCGAACGGGUCUCUUCCCGGUACCAACGAGGAACCUGUGCUGUUCUACUUCUCAAACAGCGCGAUUUCUCGCUUGCUGGACGCGCUCCGUUACGAAAACCCCUACGGUCUGAGCAUUCGAAGCUCUGUUCUCGAAGCUCUGGCUCGCUACGAUAUGAGUUUCCAUCGCUUGAUCAGUCAUGGCUUGCACGAAUAUCUGCUCCAAUAUGUGAUGGACGAGCGCGGUCUGCGAGACAACGACGGUUGGGCAGAGAGCGAGGUGUGAACUGUAGACGAUUUCGCGACGAUUCAUCAGCAGAUCGGCGGGAUCCAUCGCUAUGUGAUGUUGCUGCGCGUGCUGACAGACGUAGACGUGCGCAAUGGCGUGAACGAUAG
Blastocystis hominis is the source of this 2662-nucleotide messenger RNA. RefSeq lists its product as hypothetical. The transcript has 4 exons. The record is from RefSeq and is a predicted model, not a curated record. Lineage: Eukaryota; Bigyra; Opalinata; Blastocystidae. The coding region runs from base 1715 to 2662 and encodes 315 amino acids.